Didymodactylos carnosus is the source of this 939-nucleotide messenger RNA. The record is from the annotation of a GenBank genome assembly. NCBI's taxonomy places the organism in Eukaryota, Metazoa, Rotifera, Eurotatoria, Philodinida, Philodinidae.
AUGUUACCUAAAUUAUCCACGGUUAAUUGUGACGUAAUCGAUGGUGUUAGUAAACUAUUGUUUAUAUUCGAUAUUCUUCAAUACGGCCGACCCGACAUAAUAGACGAUAAAAAUCUAUUAACACUACUCGAUCCAAUUAUGAAAUAUAUCUGUUCAAUAAAUUAUUUCACUAUACUCACAAACUUAGAAGCAACGGAAACGCUAACUGUUCAGGAAGAAUUUCUUGUUAUUACGUGUCCAAAUUAUUUUUCACUUUAUCUUGGCAUAUACGCUGAAAGAUUAACGAAUGAACUAGGUGACACAAUGUUAAAACGUUUUGAACAAGUUCUAUGUCAAUUAACGCAAACCGUAUCUAAGUGGAAUGAGGCAACGAUGAAAGCCGUUCAAUAUAUCAGUUACGUCUUAAGACGAUUUGGAGAAUUUAACUCAACACGACAACGAUUAAAUGGCCAUUUAAAAAUUAUCGAUUCACUCAUGAUAAUUUUGAACUCAUCAUAUCUACAAAUUCAGGUUCUUAAACAAGAACAGAACGUUGAAACGGCUCUUAUUUAUGCCGUUAUUUGGGUCUUAUCACCAUUAGGAGACGAUUUAGAGCUCACCGCUUAUAUCAAAACCAAUUACAACACUCAAACGUUUAUGACGUUAACGGAUGCAAAAUAUAAACCGAUACGAACGUAUGCAUAUACAAUAUUAGCAUUUGUAAUGAGCGAAGAUGAUAUUAAACAGUUGGAUGAUCCGGGUAAAAUAACAGCGGUAUUUAUCGAUUUUAUUAAACAAGCUAUAGAUAGUCAAUUUCAAUUAAGUCCUGGUGGAAAAUUAAAAAAUUUAUUAGAGAGUUUGAGAGGUAAUAUAUUUUUAUUAUCUGCGUCAGGCAGACAAUACAACUUUUCAGCUACGUUUCAUGCAUUGUUCGUUUACUGUGCAAGGCAACCAAAAUAA